This is a messenger RNA of Drosophila mojavensis, 450 nucleotides long. Its product is annotated as glycine-rich protein 23. The coding region runs from base 1 to 450 and encodes 149 amino acids. NCBI's taxonomy places the organism in Eukaryota, Metazoa, Arthropoda, Insecta, Diptera, Drosophilidae. The transcript has a single exon. The record is from RefSeq and is a predicted model, not a curated record.
AUGCUGCGUGGAACAUUUUAUUCGCUGAUCUUCGCACUUGCCGUUGCCCAGCUGGCGGCCACGCCCAUUGUGCGUGAAGGCAAUGAACUUGUGCGCAAGACCCGACACAUUGGAGGCGGUUUUAUAGGCGGUGGCAUAGUGGCUGGAGGCGGUGCUGCUGGUGGUGUUGGUGGUGGUUAUCUCGCACCACCUGUCAUACAAACUGUGCCCGUGAUACAAACUGUGCCGAUCAUUACGACCGUGCCUGUUGUGUCCACCAUAUCCACGGUGCCCAGCUACGGCGGCUUUGGAGGUGGUUACGGUGGAGGCUAUGGCGGUGGCUAUGGCGGUGGCUUCGGAGGUGGCUAUGGCGGUGACUUUGGUCGAAGUCUCGGCGGUGGCAGCUUUGUUGGCGGUGGCAUUGGCUUUGCCAAGUUCAAAGGAAUUGGCUUUGGCGGUUUCUUGGGCUGA